AUGACUGAAAAUGCGUACAUAUGUGAGUCCUCACAGAAUUUUUCAGAAAACACGGUAUAUUUUGAGAGCGUUGUUUAACAAAUGUAAAAUUGUGAAGAGAAUAGCAAGAAACGGUCUAGAGAGUCAUUGUUUCAGGUUCUCCCGUCCAACUACCUGAUGAUUCUGUUAUUAUUUUUCUAGACGAAGAAUCUGGACAGGGUUGUGAAGAAUGUGAUUUAGUAAGUUUUCUUGUGUUUGUCACAAGUUCAACUUCUUUUUUAGGAAUCGCUUAGACAGGGAAGCGCAUGUGGAGCAAGAGUCAAAGAUGAUAUUGUAGAAGAGGUUUCAUGUUUUGAAGGCAAGUUUAAUGACUUUAUGACAAGCUUGUGAAAAUGAUGAAAAUCAAAUGACCUGAAAGAAUGAAGAGGAACAAGACACGUCGUUUCAAAAGUGCUCACCCCAACAAUUCUCGGUUAUGAAGCGUGUAAUUCGUUUGUCGGGGUUGAAAGCUCAUGUUGAAUGAGCGAGUUUCUCAAAAUUAAUAGAAUGCCGAUUUAAAUUUAGUUCCUCCAUUGUGCGUUGAAGCGUUCGAAUUGCGAUAUGCGGCAAUGAUGAACUUGACAAGCAGAGUGGUUAGACGGGGUUCUGAAAGGAUUAAGUUAGCUUGGCAUAGAAAUUCUAAAGUGAGACAAGAAUUUUCACAGGCUGCGACAGGAUCUACAAAAAAACUCGAAGAAGCCAGUUCAAAACGAUUCUCCUAAAAGCAAGAAAAGUACUACGCUGCAAAAAUCUCGUAUUUUCAGAAUCAAUGAUCAUUUUUUACUGAAAAAUAACUCGGUAGCAAUAUUGCCAAAUUCUUAUCAAUCAUAUAUUUUUUAAGAUCAUUGUACACUCAGAAAACAACCAAGAACGGUCAAGCCCAGCUAAGCGAAAAUUGAAAACUAAAAGAGCGAACAAAAUGAUGGACUUGGAUGCAAAACUGGCUAAAAAUCAACAGAAACGUUUAUUUAUUGGUACAACAACUACUACAAUAAAGCCUAUUCCAACAGAGCCGAUUUGUGAGGAUAAACAUAAUGUAACUUUUAUUUCAGUUUCAUUUAACUAACAAUAUAUGGUGUUUCUAGUUGUGCUGCUUCUGGGCAGUCACUGGCGAAUGCAGCAAAAACCCGUUCUGGAUGAAACUGAACUGCGCUAAGACUUGUGGAACUUGCCACUGCAGCUGUUCGUUUGAAAUCUUUUACUUAACUUUUUUUGAACAUACGAAUUUUUCAGUAGGAGAUGCGGAUAAGUGUAAUUCCAAAGGGGUCCAUUGCAAGUUCUCAACAACAACGAAAAUCAUCACGACUACACCUACAACUCAAAAACCAACUACUACUACUACUUUCACUCCGACCGCCACCACUACUGUGCGACUAUGAGUUUUUUUGCCAAAAAUAACACAGAUUUUUAAAAGUUCCUUCUUUAUUGAGAACAGAAAAGUAAUCUUAAGUGUCCAACUGCUUAGCUUUUAUUUGUGUUGUGCGUUUUCUGUUCAAUAUUCAUUUCCGAUUGGACCACCAUUACCUGUUUUUUUUUUCAGAAAAAGAAGUAUACACGACCAUAUUCACCUCCAGCCAACGGAUUCAGACGUACCCAGUCUACGCCCACACUUCCGACAAAGAAGGUAUAUAUUAUAUAAUGUUCUAUUUCAAAAUUGGCAGUAAUCACUGUCUCCCCAAUGGCUAAUGCUAAAUUGAGCUCCGCGUUAAAACGGAGUGUCGUUGAAAACAAAAGCAGAUCUGAAAUUUCUGGAUUUUUUUUCCGAAAACCCGAAACCUCAUCUGAAAAUGAGAAAAAUGAUGUAAAACAGAGAAUUUCAGAAUUUUAAAUAACAGCUGUGACCUUAAAUUAGCGUUUUCAAAUUUAGCGUUUUCCACAAGAAAGCGCGCAUUAUUGCACUUUUCUGUGAAUUUCAGUCCGGAUUCUCAAAAACUGAAAUUUCUCAGUCAUUUUUGCAUUUUAUGGACCGUCUCUGUGCUCAAAAUGACCGCCUUUGUCAAUCGUGAGGCAACUGUUUUUUGAUUCUGUCAACUGUUUUCUCAAAACUUCCGAACGUUCGUUUUUUCAAGCCAAAUUUAUAAAACGAAAUUACUCUUCGAAUUUUCACUUUUACACGAGCACUCUGUGAUCAUUUUGUAGGUAUCGGUCAUACGAACAAACGAAAGGCAAACGUUUUGAAGGGAAACUGUGCAUAAUCCCAAAAACUCGGGAAAACAUCAUUUUCAGUUGAAAAACCGUAUCCCGUAAAUCGACACUGAGAGCCGCACGCAAAAAAGCGCGCGAAAAUUUUUUUCGACGAAGGGGAGACAGUUGUAAUAAGUCAAAGUUAAAUGUUCUGAUUUUUAAGACGCCUGAAGAAGUGUUCACAACCACUGUAACUACUACACAACCGCCAACAACUACAAUUCCACCAACAACAAAAGAUGACAGCUGCAAGGACCAUCAUGCGGAAUGUACAUUUUGGUUUAUGCUAGGCGAAUGCACCAAAAACCCAUUCUACAUGCGCCCAAAUUGUCAAAAAUCCUGUAAAUCAUGUGGCGAACAUGUUGACACUGUUUAUGCAGCAACUCCUCGUCCCGGUAAGAAACAGUAUCUUUAAAACAUAAUUAUUUCUAGAUAAAAGUAUCAUUCAUCAGAAUUUUUCUAACGGAAAAUGUAAUAGAACUAGUUCUAUUUGGAUUUAAAUUGAAUGCAUCAAUGUUUCAAAAUUUUGAAAUCACUCAUUCAAAAAAUAUACUUUCAGGUUGUGA
Molecule: messenger RNA, 2768 nt
Organism: Caenorhabditis sp. 36 PRJEB53466
Lineage: Eukaryota; Metazoa; Nematoda; Chromadorea; Rhabditida; Rhabditidae
Source: the annotation of a GenBank genome assembly